UACAGAUCAUCUCAUAAGAAAAAUGAAGAUCUCAAACGAAUAAUAAAGGAGAAGGAUGAACAACUUGAACUGAUAAGGAUCCAAGAGAAGGAAGCUGCUCAACAAAAGCAACAUAAUAUGAAAUUUCUGAAAGACAAAGAAAAGGAAACUGAAGCUCUCAGACGAACAAUAAAUGAGAAGGACGAACAGCUUCAAUUGAUGAAAUCUGCAUUUAUAGAAAAGCAAAUGGAGACUGAAGCUUUGCUGCAAAGAGUUUAUCAGAUGGAAGCACAACUUCAACAAUCAAGAUCUGCUCUGAUAAAAAAGGAAGAUGAACAUGAGAAACUGAAUCAAAGUUUUCAAGCCUUUCACCAACAACAGAAUCAUAAUGCAAGAUUUCUGAAAGACAAAGAAAAGGAAACUGAAGCUCUCAAAAGAAUAAUAAAUGAGAAGGAUGAACAGCUUCAGUUGAUGAAAUCUGCAUCUAAAGAAAAGCAAAUGGAGACUGAAGCUUUGCUGCAAAGAUCUGCUCUGAUAAAAAAGGAAGAUGAACAUGAGAAACUGAAUCAAAGAUCUACAUGUAAAGAAAAGCAAAAGGAAACUGAAACCUUGCUGCAAAGAGUAAAAGAGAUGGAAGCACAACUUCAACAAUCAAGAUCUGCUCUACAAGAAAAAGAUGAACAACUGAAAUCUUUCAAAGACAGAGUGGCAGGAGAAGUUGCUGUGUCAAUCAAAACAGGAAAAACAAUGAGCCUCAAAUAUCCUGUUAAUAAGAACAGACUGAAGGAAAUGUAUGAAGACCUGAGGUGUGACUGGCCAAAAAUAAAAAAAAACUUAAAGUCAAACAAGAAACAUCCAGAUUCUGUGAAAGAACUGAUUCUGAAAGAGUUUCAGGACGCAAAGAUUGACAUGAGAAACAGAAGAAAGAUGAUAGAUAAAGUGUUUGAAAAAGGGAAGAAUGAUGGAGGAAUGCCACAAAAGGUUGAUCAGUACCGACAGCUAACAGUUCAGAACCUGCAGAUGACUCUCUACAGCCAGAAACAAGAUGCUGGUUCACAGAAACCCUUUCUUGAAAAUGAAGCAGCAAAUCCUCAGGAUGUGUUGAAGUAUUUGGGUUCUGAAUGUUACUGGCUUGGUUGCCUGAUGGCGUUAAACAACCCGCCUCUUCAGCCUGACUGGGAGAAUCAUCCUCCAUCGAUGGAUAGAUGGGACGUUUUCCCUCGAAAUAUCAGAACUGCUUCUGACUAUGAGUGAAAUUAAAUGAAUCAAGAAACAAUAUCGCUUUCUACAUCUUUGAAUCUGUGAAAAAAUGAAAGUGUGACAGCUUUAAUAGAUCGUAAAGCUGCAGCUUUUAAUUUAGUUGAAAAUAGAUGUUUGUGAUUAUUGUUUUUAAAAGCUCAAUAAAGCCUAAUAAGUUUGCUUAGUUGCAAUUUUUUAUUUUCAAACCUUUUUUAAACAUCAUAAAUUUAAAACAGUUUGGCUAUUAUAUUUAUUUUAUGUAUUCAUCUGAGUUUCCUGUGAACCUGAACAUGUUUUUCUCUGUUACUCUUGGUUUGCCUCCAUUGUGCAGCAUCUUGUACUGCAGUUUGACUUUAAUUUAAUUGAAUGACUGUUUUAUAUAAAUCUGUGCUACUGCUGAAUUAUAAACAGGCCAGUAGUUAACAGGUUUAUUUUUAGGGGUAUUUUGAAAACAUCUAGUUAGCUUCUAUUAAUCUGGUUUAUUGUCUAUAGAACGGUGUAAAUUCUAGAAAUUAAACAUGAUUAGAUACUUUCUAUGUUUGCAAAAUGUUGAAUUCUGAACAACAAAGGCGAAACAAAAGUUUGAUUUGACUUUUGAUGAAAAUAAAAACUUAUUUCAAUGGG
This is a messenger RNA of Poeciliopsis prolifica (blackstripe livebearer), 1842 nucleotides long. Its product is annotated as probable DNA double-strand break repair Rad50 ATPase. The transcript is spliced from 20 exons. The coding region runs from base 118 to 1233 and encodes 371 amino acids. Lineage: Eukaryota; Metazoa; Chordata; Actinopteri; Cyprinodontiformes; Poeciliidae. The record is from RefSeq and is a predicted model, not a curated record.